This is a messenger RNA of Penaeus vannamei (Pacific white shrimp), 5414 nucleotides long. Lineage: Eukaryota; Metazoa; Arthropoda; Malacostraca; Decapoda; Penaeidae. The record is from RefSeq and is a predicted model, not a curated record.
AUGCCGUUCAUGCUGGAGGAAGGUGGACGGGACAUAGAUAAAUAUGUCAGGUCUUUUAGGAUCUGGAAUCACUUCCCGCCUGCACGUCGCCCUCAAGGAGUCCGAGAAGAAGAAGACGAGGCCGAGCUCCGAGGACCUGACGAGCCUGCGGGACGUGGAGGACAAGCUCGAGAGAGAGAGGGAGAGGAACGAGGAGCUUACACGGCAGCUCAAGGAGGAGAGGGAGAAGCAGGACAAAGAAGAACCGCAAGCGAAGAUGACGUCAAACGCUACGAGGAGAAGGUCGAGUCCCUCAAGAAGGAGCUGGCCAAGGAGAAGGAGCGCUACGACGACCUCAAGACUAAGAUCGGGGACGGCAAGUCGGUCGGCUUCGAGGAGCUUCGGUCUGCGCAGUCCGAGAAGCACAGACUCCAGAAAGAGCUGUCGACGGCGCAGCAGACGACGGAAGUGCUGGAGAAGAAGCUCAAGGAAGCGGAGGAGAACAUCCGACUGGCGGAGAAGGCGGAGAGGAAAUCGAAAUACGUGUUGGAGCAGCUCGAGUCAAAGCUGGAGGAAGAGAAGAACAGCCUGACGGCGGCCGAAGAACGCCAGAAGGAAAUGACCAUGUCUUGGCUGAAGGAGCGGGAUGACCUCAAGAAGGAGAUCACGGAGGCCAAGAAGACCAAGGAGAAGGCGGAGAGGGAGCUCCGCACGGCCAAGAAAUCGCGCGACCAGAUGGAAACCAUGAUGGAGGAUGAGAAGAGGCGCUCGGAGGACGUCUCGGCGGCCAAGAAGAGGGACUCCGACGAGAUUAAGAGGCUGAAGGCGGACAAGGAGGGAUUGUCACGUGAGGUCGAUGAGCUGAAGGAUGCUGUCAGUAAGCUCGAGAAGUCAAAGGACAACGUGAACUACAAGCAAAAGAGAGAAAUGGAGAACCUUCGGAAGGAGAAGGAGGACCUCGAGAUCCGCAUGAACACCCUGGAGAGUGAGCUCAAGUCGGAGCAGAAGCGGCGCGAGAGGCUGGAGAAGGAGUCCGAGAGGAGCGGGUCAGCUGUUGGUUUUGCUGCAAGAAAGAACGAGACCGAAGCUAAGAAACUGAAGACGGACCUGGAGAAUGCGAAGAAGGAGUAUGAUGAGAAGAUCAAACAACUGGAAGCACAGAUGAAGAAGGAAAAAGAAGGUCGUGAAGAACUCCAGAGAAAAUACGACCUCUUGGAGGAAGACUACGUCGUGCAGAAGGCUCAGAUGACGGUUGGCCUUGAGGAUGACUACCACGCCCUCAAGAAGGACCAUGACACGAUAGAGAUCGAACUCAAGACGUUGCGGGAAACCUAUAACUCGAGACAAGACACUUGGAUCAAGGAGAAGCUCGACAUGCAGGAGCAACUCAAAGACCUGGAGAAUCGUCUUAACAGGGUGUCCGUCGACCCGACGUCGUACUCGGAGAAGAAACGACUCAAGGACAUUAUCGAGGACAAGCAGCAGCAGAUCGAAAAACUAAGGCGCGACGUAGACAGCGUCAAAGACCAGUCGUCCUUCUACAGGAGAGAGUCCGAGGAGCUUCGACGUAAAGUGGACGACUUGGAGAAACUGAACGAGCUCAACGAGAGGCGGUCAAGCUCAAUGAGCACGGCGGAUAAGACCUCCUUUGACACCACCAUCAGGGAUUUGAGAUCGAGACUCUCAGCCUCGGAGAAGAACCACAAGACCGAGCUGACGAAGAUCAAGAUGAAGUACGACUCGAAACUCAAGGCCAUGACCGAGGAGGUGUCCACCCUGACGCAGCACAUGACCAAGUACAGGAGAGAGAGAGACACGUACAAGGAGAUGUUGGACGGAGCGCAGAGGAACAUCGCCGAACUCAAGGGCAACGUGACUUACAGGACCUCGCGAGCUGACAACGCAACGGAGAUCGCGGCGGUCCAGCGUGUGGCCGACCUCAAGGCGCAACAGCACUUGAUCGAGACCCAGGAACUGCAGUCACAGAUCACGGAACUCGAGGACAAGCUGGCCGACUCCCGCCUCGAGGGCACCAAGAUCAAGAACGAGCUCGUCGACCAGAAGACCAACUUCGAGAUCCAGCUGUGCGACCUGCAGACCAAGCUCAACGAGUACGAGGAGGACCGUCUACUGGGAGGCGGCAGCAGGCGCGUGCCGGGCCUGAGGACUCGCCUCGAGCUCAACUGGCAGAAGGAGCGCGAGGAGCAACAGAGGCUGAUUCAGGAGACGGCCACACUCGCCAAGGAUCUCAGACAGACGCUGUACGAGGUGGAGCGCGAGAGAGACCUCGAGCGGCUGGAGGCCAAGAGGAAGAUCGAGCAGCUCAAGAAGACGGUGGGCCAGGAGACGUCAGACACCAAGAGCAAAGUGCAAGAGCUUCAGCGCGACCUGAUGGAGCUGCGGGAGGCCCACGCGAAGCUCCGUCAGAUCAACGAGAAACUCCGGCGAGAGAAGGACAGGACGGAGGUGGAGCGCGAGGCCAUGAGGGACAAGUUCCUGGGCUCCUCCAGGGACAACCUCAACCAGGCGGCCAAGAUGGAGCGGCUCACGGAGGAGAUGAAGAAGGUGAAAGACCUCGCGCCGCUCGUUCUUGGGGAGGGCAUUGACGGCAGGGACAGCUCGCUCACCAGACUACCUGGCGACCCCAAACCCAAGACGAAGGAGGAGUUCACGGACUCCCUGAAGAGGGCGUGCAGGACCAUGGAGGAGAUGAAGAGAAUGAUGAACCUCAUGGACGACAGAGACCGGCUGAAAAGGGCGCCGUCCUUCCGAAGAGCGCUAUCGGUGGAGGACAGCGAAGACGAGGGGCCGCCCUCACGCCCACGCAGCGCCCAGAGAGGCUCACUACGCCCACGCGGCCACAAGUCGGCCCUCUACCGGAAGACGCAGUCCCUCGAUCACCAGAUGGCGGAGGAUCGAGGCAAGAUCUGGGUGUCGACGGACGCCGGCAGCACCACCAGCAUAGACUCCACCAUGACGGACGACAUGCGCCGAGCCAAGUACGACCGAGACAUCUCCCUGGACAGGAUCUCCACGGGCUCCCAGACGAGUGACCUGGAUCCCCUUGGCGACAAGAAGAAGAAAGGCAUCAAAGGCAUGAUCUCGAAGCUCACCAAGUCCCGCUCCAUCGAGGAUUCGGCCACGGGAGGCUCCAUCGUGGGCGCCGGGGUCAAGGCGAUGGGCGUGGGCGUGGGCGGGUCCGGGAACGACAUCCCGAGCGACGUGGAGAAGGAUUCCGUCAAGGGGAAGCUCAAGGGCCUCUUCAAGAAGGGGCCGCCGUCGAGAUCGCAGAGCGUUGACAGAGCAGACGGGACUAGUGUCAAGAAAAUCGCCAGCUCCUAUGACUACGACACGGCUUCAUUGGCAUCGAACACCUCCCUGGAGAGUAACACGAGCGCCAACAUCCCGCCAGUCAUGAGAAGAUUCCGAGGGCGCAGCCAGCACGGCGCCAUGACCAAAGCCCAGUCUUUCACCGCCAUCGGGCGCCAGAGCUCUCUGGAGACCGACGUGUGAGCAGCAGCAGCAGCGCCCUCGGCAGGCCCAGGACCAGCCUUGCAUGGGGACGGCCCAGGACCAAUCCAAGGAAGGAGGGCUUGGUGAGACGAGAGGCCGAGCUCGCAGUCAACGCUCCUUCCCCGUGCACGAGAAUACUUAGGGAGAAGAAAACAAGGUCUUGGAAGAAACCUUGAGAUCUCAGGAUGUGUAAGCAUAGACAAGACGGGGCUCCAGUCGUGACCGAACCAUAUUACAAAUUGAAUGGUGUUCACACGGACUUGGUUAUAAAGUUCCAACGGAACUGUUUACUGGUGUUAUUGCAUAGGUUAUUGUGUUGAGGGUGGUCAUCACAAACCACUUUUACACUGAAAACGUUUCUUUUCAUUUAGAAAGUUAGUUAGCCAGCUCCCCGUGUCUGCCAGACCUGUGGCUGGUUUCCACACAUGAAUUUACUCACAUCACGGUCUUCCAUGGUGCUGAUACUGUUAAAUGACAACGCUCGCUAGAUGUACAGAAUCCUGCCCUUGCCUGUUUAUUUCUACUCGCCAGAACCUGGGUAUGCUGCUUGCUCGGACGGGAACUCCAGGAUCAGUUAGUUAAGAUAGUUAAGACGAUAGAGGUGUUAUCAAUCACGAACUACAGCAUAUAAAAGAUCGGGAGUUCUUGUUCAGAGGCGACAGAUCCUUGCAGAUGUUGGGCGUCCUGCAUUAGCCUUUCCGAGCACGGCAGUCGCCCUCAAUUCCUGGCGGGUAAGAAGCCUGUAUAUUAGGGAGGCCCGAGUCUUCCGGCCUCGGGAUUAUUCAUGUAUAAUUACUAUAGUUAAUCAAGAACACUGAGUUCAUCGUAUUUCAAGAAGAGACUACAUUCUACACCCGAUUAUGAAUGUUUGUUAUCCUCACGGUGGAUGCAGGCUACGUCUUGGACAGGAGCCAAUGACCGCCAUAAAAAAAUGUUAAAACACGUAAAAAUCAGACAAGGUUUUUCAGUUCCGAUUAAUAUAGAUUAUUAGAAGACCAGAUAACAUUUCUUACAAGGUGCUAUUCUCAUACAAGGGGCGAUAUGUCUCUAGUCAGAGGGUUCCUGUCCUCCCCCAAAACCUGUUACUCGGUGGUGUUAUCAUUUGUUUAUAAUGGAUGUACUUUGCCCUUCCGUUGUCUGUUUCACAUAUCAUGUCAUGUUCUGUUGCGUCUUGCUGUAGUGCCACAACGAGUUUAUUAUUGUCAAGAAAUUCUUUCUUUUUACAAAUUAUUUAUAACGUGGAGGUAAAGGCGCCUGUCAUAGUUACAGUCUCUGUUAUAUUCACUAUUUUAACAUUAAUGAGCUGUUUAUCAAGAGAGCAUGUAUCAUAUAAAUAUAUUUUUUAAUUUCCCUGUUGAAAACGCUGUUCGCCAUUAUUUAAUGGUUAUUUAAUAGACAGGUUAUAAAGCUUCGGCUUUGUAACUUUAGCCCAAACACGUUUUAUGUUAUUCUUAUACUUCCAACUUGCAAGUUUCUCGUCCCUUUCCAUUCGUUUAAGGUAAUGGUACAUGUGAUCAAGAAACUUGGCAGUGAGGUUCCUAGUCAUUUUCUAACUAGUCAAUAAAUCAUCGUUUGCAUCUCGUACGUAAUUUAUUUGCCAAUAAGAAACUCAAGGCAAGCAAUCCUGCUCCGUGUACAGAUAAUUUACUCAACCCUGGUAUGGAGAUGGUGGUUUCUGGCCGAGCAUCGCAUCUGAAGAGAAUUUUCUUAGAGGAAUUCCAGAAAGAUCCACACCAUAGAUGCCUUUUGCAUGCAGGCUGGCGUCACCAUCUUUAUAUUGGCAUAUGCAUCACCUGUUAUCUUGACAGUACUCACCGUGUAUAUAUUGUAAACAAGGUCUUCUCUUAUCCUGAUGAAAAUGUUGCAUGGAUAUAAGAAAUUAGAAGGAUUUUACAAUCAAUUAAAUGUUUUAUUUACAAAAA